AUGACUGGCCGACUGCGCCCCCGAUCGAAGGCCCUUGAAGGCGGCGCGCAGGGCCCAGGGCUGACAUCACGAGCGGCACGAGCCACUAAAAGGCACCGAUCAGGAAUCAGGCAGUUGCAUCAUUUAUAUGAAAAAGGCGAAGCAUCCCCCCAAGGUACGGAGGGCUUGGAGGACGUGGAGAGCAAUUCAAUAGUCCUGUCCCAAGGCACACAGACAGCUUACCAAGGACUGCCGGGCGCAGCGCAGCGUCAAGAAAUCUCAGUAGAAAUCGUAUCUAUUACUAUCGUAGCUGCCGCUAGGGGUGCAUCAAUGAAGGUGCCGCACACCCAGAAUCCUGAGGAGUACUUUUCUCAUCUAACUGCAAGAAGAGAUGCAUGCAAUGCCACCGAUCACCCUGAUCGUGUGCGCCGUGCAGGCCGAAACCGAAUAAUAUCGUCCAUGCUGCAGGCCCAGAACCUGUACAGUCAAUCCAAACCCACGUCCCGCCAAUGUCAAAUAUACGACACGAAGAAACGAAAGUGA
Messenger RNA from Lindgomyces ingoldianus, 522 nucleotides. RefSeq lists its product as uncharacterized. The transcript has 5 exons. The coding region runs from base 1 to 522 and encodes 173 amino acids. Lineage: Eukaryota; Fungi; Ascomycota; Dothideomycetes; Pleosporales; Lindgomycetaceae. The record is from RefSeq and is a predicted model, not a curated record.